ACAGCGGUCAGGACUUCAUCCGGAGCCGAGCCUUCGGAGGCGGCCGUGUGACAGCCAGUCCGGGAAGCAACGAUCGUUACUGAACCGGUGCUGGAGGGAGACAGCCUUCCGGUCGGGACAAAGGGAAGGACACAGGGCGAGGAUAUGGGGACUCAAGGAUCAGGCAGAAAGCGGAUUGCCAAUCGAGAGCGACUGUCUGCAGAAGAUGAUACUCUGAAUCUGAUUGCCAGGGAGGCUGAGGCCAGGUUGGCUGCAAAGCGAGCUGCACGAGCUGAGGCAAGAGAGAUUCGAAUGAAGGAGCUGGAGAGACAGCAGAAGGAGGUGUCUGAUGAAGAUGAGUGGACAUCAGUCGGAAGCCGUGGCAGUGCUCGGGCAAAUGGCUUUGACGUGUUGUCUUGUGGAUCUGGGCACAGUAAACACUCUAGUAGGGGAAGUUACUAUUCCGACGUCCCUGUGCUCAGCAUUGGACUCAACUCCAAGUCCCACACGGCAUCCCAGAAUGGAACACGGGUGGAGGAACGAUUGGAAAAAGAUUUUAUGGAGAAGGGAUCCAGAGCAGCUUCAAGCCUCUCUGCAGCUACCCUUGCCUCCCUGGGGGGGACCUCAUCAAGGCGAGGUAGUGGGGAGACUACCACCUCAAUAGACACUGAAGGUUCAAUUCGAGAGAUCAAGGACUCAUUGAUGGAGGUUGAGGAGAAAUACAAAAAGGCCAUGGUAUCAAAUGCACAGUUGGACAAUGAAAAGGCAAACCUUAUGUACCAGGUGGACACACUGAGGGAAGACCUGAUGGAGCAGGAGGAACAGUUAGCAGAGAUGCAGAGGGGAUAUGAGGAAAAGACCAAGGAACUGGAGAGACAAAAACAUGCUUAUAGCAUCUUGCAGCGUCAAUUUGAAGAAAUGAAGGAGACCCUUCAAGAGAGGGAAAAGAUGUUAACGGCCUUAGAAAGACAGAAGGAAUACUCUGAAGCCAUCAGGAUUGAUCGAGAUGAACUUAGAAAUGAGGUUGUAAUGCUGAAGGAGAGACUAAAGGCACAUGGGUUGAUGACAAAUGGAGAAGCUGAGCACAUUGGCAAAGAAGGCAGUGCACACAGUGAGAGUAGUCAGACAAGGCCUCAAGCUGAAGCCCAGCAACCGAGCUCCAGUGACAACUCACUAGGAGAAACCCACGGAUUGCAGAUGAGGAGUGAGAUUUUGAAGGCUGUUGAGCAAACAGGAGACAUGCAGAAUACUGGAAUUGAUGAACAGAUGGAGGAGACUGGGAAUCGGGAAAUAUUAAUGGAUAAUGUGGAAGAAAAGGACAAAGCUGAGAAUUGUGAGGAACUAACUGAGGCUGAUGCACCAACAAUGACUGUAAGAGAUAAUGGAAAUGCAGACCAGAUAAAAUGUACUGCAUCUAAUCUUGAUGGUGCAGAGCAAAGUCCAAGUGACACUCAAAACUCUAGAGGUAAAGCGAUACCUGAGGGAAUAAGCGACACCUCAGGAUUUGAAGAAGGAAUGCAGAGUUAUGGUUACAGUGAGGGUAAUGAAAGUGACCCAAGGGUGAAUGGGAAUCAGCUGCAGGAGAAAGCUAACCAGAACUCUAACGAUGUUGAAAACGGAGCUGACUAUCAAAUGAUUUUAGAGAAAACUCAGGAAAUAGUGCAAGAUGUAGUAGAAAAGUCUCUUCAAAUUUUCCAGCAGCAGAUGUCUGGGCAUGAUUUGCAGGAAAAGUCACAAGAUAAGGAUGAGACCAUCUCUGGUGAGAUAGGGUCAGUCCAAGUGAAAGAGGAAAACUUGACAAGGGCACAAGAAAGAACUGCUGAUUUUUACCAGGUUGAAGAGAGGGAUCUAGGUGGAGCAAUGAUGCAAGAGACAGAACAGGAGCAGGCAGUCAAUGGGGAUGUUGAGUUCCAUUCAACAGUUCAGGAGAGUGAAAUCUGCCCAUUUGCUGUUCAGGGUGCUGUAAUCAAUAAUGGGGAAGCAGGGCAGUUGUUAAUUCAGUCAGAUCAGAAUGAUCUAUCUGGAUCAAGUGGGGAAGGCUUCCAUGAGCUGGAUGGAGCAGAGGAAGAUGAGAGAAAGGAGCAAUCUGUAGUCGGUGGAUUCACAGUUUCUGAAGAGCUGGAGGAAGUAAAGGAAAUGGCAGAAGAGGCUGAGGUAAGGAGUGGUUUAAUAAUAGGAGCAGCCCUAGAGGAGUGGGAGGAAAAUGAAGAGAUUGCUUGCCAUCUAAGGGAGGAAGGAAGGCCUGUGAUCAGAGAUGAAGUUAACCAUGCAUGCAUUCAUAGUGAAGGUCAGGAUUGGACGGAUGAUAUGACAGUGAAAGAGAGGACAGAGGUCUGUCAGCAGGAUAGAGAAAUGGAAGAUUUGGAACAAGGGAAAGAACAGCUGGCAAAUGAAGCUGAGCUCAUUCCAGAUGCAGAGCCAUGUGAUAGAACCAGACAACUGCUGCAGCAACAGAAAGUGGAAGGCAGUUUAGAGCAUGGCUGUCUCCUGAAAAUGACACUGAAUGAGGAAACAAACGAGGCAGAAACUGAGAUUGAAAGUAAAGCUGUAGAAUUUGAAGGUGAAGGUAAGAGGCUCAGGGAAAAUGAGGAUAAAGCUGGGGAACUUAGAGAAGAUGAAGAAGAGCACAGAGGCUUCACUGCAGAGGAAAUUAAAGGCCAUGGAAUGGAUGAAAGUGACAAUGGAGAGAGUGUCAUUGAAGGUUGUGGAAUUGAUCAUGGUACUGACAAAGAAAGUAAUACAUGUGGAAUCUUGCAUGAUGGAGAUGGUGGGGAGAGUGGUGAGGUCAGUGGUCAUGAAAGUGAAAGAGCUGUCGGGAGCUCCAGUGUCGGUGUGGAUAUAGCCAACGGUAGGGAUAAAGACCUGGGAAAAGAAAAAAAUGACAACAUUGUCCAAAUAAUUGAUCCCUAUGAGACUGAGGGCUCCAAAGAAGAUAUUACUAAAUGUCAAGAAGAGCAUGCAGCAAAAUUGGAAAUCCAAGGAGAAGAAAUUGAGAUGGAAGCCUCUAGAGAUACUAACAAUGAGUUUAAGAUUAAGGAAAGUGUAUGUGAGUUUCAAUACACUAGUCCAGAUAGUUUCAACAGACCUGAAGAGAAGAAAGAUGAAGUCACAGGUCCCAUGGAGAGUAGUGAUGAGGUCAGAGGUGUAGAAGGGUGUGAGGUCAAGGGCAAUGGAGAAGAGGAGGAUGAGGUCAAGUCCUCCAAAGGUGAAGAAGAGGAUGAGGUCAAAAGGCUCAGAGAAGAGGAAAAUGAGGUCAUAAAUCCCAGAGAAAAGGAGGGGGAUGAGACUAAAAUUCCCAAAGAAGACAAUAAAGUUGAAAAUAUAGAGGGGUGUGAGAUCAAAAAGUCCAGGGAAGAAACAGAUGAGGGCAGAAGUGAAGAUGAAGAUAAAACCAAAAGUGCCAAAGAUAAUGUCAAAGAUGAUAAAGGGGAUGAAGUCAGCCUUCCAGGAAGAGGCAUGCAGGAUAUUGAAGGAGACUCCAGAAAAGAGGGAGAGGGGAUCAAAGGCCUCAGAGGGGAGGACAAAGCCAGAGGUGAAGAGGGCAAUGUAGUCAUUGAUUCUAAUGUUAGUAAAGUUGAGGGCUGCACAGAGGAGAGCGAUAGGGUCAAGGAUCCCAGGACAGAAGCUGAUAAGGAAAAAAAUGAAGAUGGGGAUAUGGUCAUAGGCCUAAAGGAUGAAGAUGCAGGUGAAGACAAAGGCCCCAUUUUAUCAGAAGAUGAGAGUACUUGUGAAGAUAGAUAUAGGGUCAAAGACUUGAGAGGAGAGGAGGAGAGUGAGUUCCAAGUUCCCAGAGAAGAGGAAGGGGGUGAAUUUAAAGAAGAGGCUGUGAGCGAAAAUCCCAUAGAGGUGGGUGAUGAAGUCACAGGCCCCAGAGAUGUGGAAGGGGAAGAGUUCAAAAGCCUCAAAGAGGGUGAUGAAGUUGUAGGACCCAGAGGCAAGGAGGGGGAAGAAAUCAAAAGAUUUAGGGAAGGAGAGGAUGAUGUCAAGAGCCCAAGAGAAGAGGAAAAUAACGACUUUAAAGAUCCUGAACAUAAUGGGGAGGAUAAAGUCAACUCUGGACAAAAAAGUGAAGAACAGCAUGGCACGAGCAUUCUAGGAAGAACACAAGGAAAUGAGAAUGAGAUUUGUAUAGUUGAAGAAUCAGAAGAAGUAAAGCUCACUGAUCUUUUGAUACAAAAGGACAAACUGCAAGAAAUCAUAGAUGAAGAAACUGAGUGUAGUUUACAAGGACAAGUUCAUGAGAGCUGCAAAAUCAAUCAAUUGCAAAACAAGAACUUGGAAGAAAUCUGUGAAGGCAAACCAGAGAGUGAUUCCAAGAGUAUUCUUGAAGUAACGCACAGCAAAACUGAACAAGAGGUGGUGAGAGAGAAUGAGACUGGAGUAACUGAAGAGCAAACAUCUCAAGAGAAUCUGCAAGUUGGGGAUGAAGAAGAAACCAGACCAAUCCUGGAUAUCAGUAGCAGGAAUAAAGCAUUUGGGGAUAAUGCCCAAAUAUCUGAAGGUGCUGUCAAUGAUACUGGAGAAAAGGAUGGAAGAGCAAGGCCUGAGCUGAAUGAAGGACAAGAGGAACUAGUGCAAGCUGCACAACAGGAUCCAGCAAUGGGUAGAGUGGCACUGGAGCAAGUUGCCGAGCAAAUAAUUCAAGAUAAUGAAAAACUGGAUCCUGAAAAGGGUGAAGGAGAUUCUAGGACCAACCAAGAACAAAAGAUGCAUGGCUGUGAGAUAAACAAAAUGGGGACUGAAGAAUCAAUAGAUACUCAGAGAGAAACUGAAGAACAAGAGAUCAGAGACAAAGAUGAGGAUGCUGAGAAAGGGAAUCAGUUAGAGUGGGACAAAAAGAUGAAUGUCAUUUUACAAGAUGAAGAAGCAUCUAGGAGUAAAGAGAAAAGGGGAGAGACACCUGCUGAAAGUGAGACUGAGCGCAGACCUAUUGUGAAUGCAGGGUCCAGUAAGGAUCUAAAUCUAAGUGCUAAUUGCAAUAAGGAUGCAGCGAAUGCUGAGCAGAAGUGCCAGCGUAGGAACAGUAGUUCCAGGCAAUCCAGCUAUCAUGGCAACCAGCAGCAGGGUGAGAAUCAGAGGGGCAUGUCCAGCAUUAGUGGAGCAGAAGGCAACAUGAAAGAAGCAGAAGAAGAAAUGGGGCUUCCUGAGACAGCAAAGGAUAGUAAGAGAAAAAGCAAAAGUAAAGAUGAGUGUUCACUUUCAUAUUUUAGGGUAAACACAUUUGUAGAUGAAAAGGAAGCCUUAUUAGAACAGAUUAAAAUAUUAAAAGCACAACUGGAUGAGAAAACCAAGAGUGGAAAAGUGGAAAAGGCAGUGUUUAGUGACACAAUCUUGGAAAACGGAAUGGACGUACAGGUGAUUGAUGUGCAAAGAGAUGCCAACAGACAAAUCAGCGAGUACAAGUUUAAACUCACCAAGACUGAACAGGAAAUAACUGCACUGGAACAACAUAUCAUUCGACUUGAAGGCCAAGUUUUACGAUAUAAGACUGCAGCAGAAAAUGCAGAGAAAGUGGAAGAUGAACUCAAAGCUGAGAAGCGCAAACUCCAAAGAGAGGUCCGCUCAGCAUUGGAUAAAAUUGAGGAGCUUGAGAUGAGCAACAGCCACCUAUCGAAGAGGCUGGAGAAAAUGAAAGCUAACCGGAGUGCUCUAUUAUCCCAGCAAUAAGGCACCCCUGUCACACUCCUGCCCAGCUGCUUGUUACAAAAAAACUUGCGUUUUUUUUUACAAAAGAUAUAAUGAGACGCUUCACUGUUACGACACAUUGCUGAGAAAAAGAUUGGUAAAAAUUGCACUUGUUUCUGA
Hypanus sabinus (Atlantic stingray) is the source of this 5784-nucleotide messenger RNA. Its product is annotated as trichohyalin-like. Gene Ontology annotation, molecular function: DNA-binding transcription factor activity, RNA polymerase II-specific; RNA polymerase II cis-regulatory region sequence-specific DNA binding. Bases 145 to 5646 code for a protein of 1833 amino acids. The record is from RefSeq and is a predicted model, not a curated record. NCBI's taxonomy places the organism in Eukaryota, Metazoa, Chordata, Chondrichthyes, Myliobatiformes, Dasyatidae. Gene Ontology annotation, biological process: regulation of transcription by RNA polymerase II. The transcript is spliced from 18 exons.